Molecule: messenger RNA, 2939 nt
Organism: Ictalurus furcatus (blue catfish)
Lineage: Eukaryota; Metazoa; Chordata; Actinopteri; Siluriformes; Ictaluridae
Gene: pip5k1bb
Product: phosphatidylinositol-4-phosphate 5-kinase, type I, beta b
Exons: 16
Coding region: 318-1889 (523 amino acids)
Biological process (GO): phosphatidylinositol metabolic process
Molecular function (GO): phosphatidylinositol kinase activity
Source: RefSeq, a predicted model, not a curated record
CACAGGGACUGUGCGCUCUCUCUUCUCUUCAGUACACAUCUCACACAGAGUGGAGGAGAAAGCAGUCUGCUGCUGCUGCUGCUCGCUGGAGGAAAACAAACGCAUUCUGCACCAGCCUCAGUUCUCUGGAUUAUCAAUCAGCUGUGUACAGAGCUCUAACUGCGACAUCAUCUCGACAAGGCACACAGAUAUCCAAAUUAAGUGAAAUUGGACUUCCUGAAGUCUCAUCUACAUAGUCCAUAUGAAUGAGCAAUGCAGCAGCCGUGAGCAGCAGAUCAACUGUGUUUGUGGUUAAAUAAAGAUGUCGGCGGCUGAAAAUGGAGUCGGAGGGCCAAGCAGAGAGAAAACCUAUAAAAAGGCUAAGGAAUCCACUGACAACAUCAUCAUCGGCUAUUAAGGGAGCCAUCCAGUUGGGCAUCGGUUACACUGUAGGGAACCUGACCUCAAAACCUGACCGAGAUGUUCUCAUGCAAGAUUUUUAUGUGGUGGAGAGUGUGUUUCUGCCCAGCGAGGGGAGCAACCUGACUCCAGCGCACCACUUCCCUGACUUCCGGUUCAAAACCUAUGCCCCGUUGGCCUUCCGGUACUUCAGAGAGCUGUUUGGAAUCAAACCCGAUGAUUACCUGUACUCCAUCUGCAAGGAGCCCCUGAUCGAGCUGUCCAACCCCGGGGCCAGUGGCUCGCUCUUCUACCUGACCAGCGAUGACGAGUUCAUCAUCAAAACCUUGCAGCACAAGGAAGCUGAGUUUCUGCAGAAACUGCUACCAGGAUAUUACAUGAACCUCAACCAGAACCCCCGGACGCUCUUGCCAAAGUUCUACGGUCUCUACUGCAUGCAGUCGGGUGGAAUGAACAUCCGCGUGGUGGUUAUGAACAACGUCCUGCCGCGCUCGUUAAAAAUGCACUACAAAUAUGAUCUCAAAGGUUCCACAUACAAGCGGCGGGCCUCUCGAAAAGAACGAGAGAAGUCCUGUCCUACUUACAAGGACCUGGACUUUCAGGACCUGCAUGAAGGCCUGUACUUUGACACAGAGACCUACAACGCUUUGAUGAAGACCCUACAGCGUGACUGUCGGGUAUUGGAGAGCUUUAAGAUCAUGGAUUACAGUUUGCUCCUGGGCAUACACGUGCUGGAUACACAGAACCACAGAGAGGCAGAUGGAAGUGGAGGAGACGGCAGGCGUCCUGUAGGACAGCGGGUCCUCUACUCCACCGCCAUGGAGUCCAUCCAGGGGGGCGGCAAGGCGGCGGAGGCCGUAACCACAGACGCCACAAUGGGAGGCAUCCCAGCCAGAACCAACAGGGGCGAGAAACUGCUGAUUUUUCUGGGCAUAAUCGACAUCCUGCAGUCGUACAGGUUUAUCAAGAAGCUGGAGCACUCUUGGAAAGCGCUUGUCUAUGAUGGUGAUACGGUGUCUGUCCACAGGCCGAGCUUCUAUGCAAACAGGUUUCUCAAAUUCAUGAGCACCAGAGUCUUCCGGAAAAUUCAGACAAACCGGUAUUCUCCCACUAAGAGAGUGCGUAACUCCAUAGUCCCGAUGAAAUCGUCCUCUCAGGAGCUGCUGUCCCCUCAGAGGGAGGAGAGAGCGGAGGAUAGGGCUGAGAGACUGGUGGCAGCCCGCAGUCUUGCGAGUCUGGAUGGGCAAAUGUUUGGUUCUUAUCGGCGACCUGACCUGGUCCCAGUCACAACCCCCUAUGGCGAGCCUUCUUCAGUGGCCACUACUAUGUACGUCAGCGACAGAUACCUGCCUGCCAGGUCAAACUAUCGAUAUCCCAUCAACUCGUACUCUAACUUCAGGCUGGAGGACAGCGCCAUCUGUCUGACGUCCGAGCAAAGCACAGUGGACAUGGACCGAGACGAUGGCUCAGUGCUGGAUGUUUAUUUUUAAGGAGACAUGUGAUGAUCAUUAUCGUCUUCCUCAUCACUUUUCAUCACAUACUCUGGACGCUACUCGUCCAGGACACACACCAGGAUUUCACAGAACUGACUGCUGCUGAUGAAAGACUGGACAUCUGCCAUUAUCAUGUGGAUGAUAGGAAAGGAACUGAGAUGUUUUAAGCGUGCCAUGACGUUACAGCAGGAGCGGUGGUGUUUUAUGGCUGCAAAGAGUCUGCAGCCUGGGGCCAAAGUAUCUACAGUCAUCAAGUAGUGUGUGCGUGACCUAUUAUGGAAAAAAAACCACGCUUCUCACAGGUCAAAGCUGCUUUGUUUAGAUCAGUUUUUGUGUGUUUGCAGCUUUUUAGCUCUUUUGCAUCCAGGCGGCACACAAACAGCAGAUCAUUCACAACUUGAUUAAUGAAAACUCAUCAUCGGGUUUUGAAAUGCAAACAUGUCAUACAGAGAUGAUUGCCUUUGUUUAUAUAGCUGUGAUAUCUAGUUGACUAGAUUAAAAAGUAGUUCAAUUCUGAAUGUUUAGUUUUUUUUCAAAUACAAUACGAAGGACUUUCUCAGUAUGUCCGAGAAAUGAAUGACGUUCUUAACUGAAUUUAAAAGACUUCAAAUUUGUCCUUUUUUAAAUUAUAAGACCAAAAAUAUGACUUACAUGUUCAUGCCAUGGGUGGCGUUUGAUAAGUCUAAGUUUAAUAUCGCUCCCGGAUUAUACGCAAAGUCAGACAUAUUUCAGUUUAAACAUGUAAACGUGUUUGUGUGCAGUAGAUGUUCAGAAAUGGAGGACUUUGGAUAGCUACAGUGUAGAUCCGCAGAGGAUAUUUUGUGAUGGGUGGGGAGUGUUUCAUAUCUGUGAAUCUGUUCCGUUAGGAGAUAUAUUUCAUAUUGAAGCAUCCUGUUACGUGCUUUAUAUUAUUUGACAGCGUGCUUCUGUUUUACACAGACAAAUGUUUAACAAGUCCGUAUAAAAAUAGUCUUUUGAAUAUCACUAUUGCACCUUUGUAGAUUAUAUAAUUUAUGAAACUGCUUUCAAUAAACACUGUAUAUUGUA